CAUGGAUUUAAAGGUGUUCCGUGGUAACUCGCAUAUGUCAGAAAUAUGACGCCUGUUGACUCUAUGUCCCCCCGGGACCAGCUCGGCCCGUCCCUCUUACCUGCUCCCCCUGCCCCUGUGGGCGGGCGUCUGCCACGCGUCCCAGCGGUAGGGCUCGCCGGUCCCCCCACACCCCACUACCCCCACAUGUUUCAGCCCGCGCGUGCACCCCAUACCGUCCGGUGCUCGCUCCUCCGCUGUCUACAUCCACCCAUAAAAGUUGGGGUGGGCACGCCUCCCCCCUCGUCUCAGCGCACACAGCUGUCAGUGGCUUGCGCGUUUUCAAACAACCCUGCGGACCCAGCCCCCUCUAUGUCCAAGCAACUCGCCACGACAGGCGGAGACUUGACUCCGCCGCCCCUGUCAUACGGAGAUCCGGGCUUGCGCCAUGUGACAGCGCACCUCCUAGCUCUCUUAUAUAUCGAACUGCGGGACAUGUUCGAAUGGGUACCGACGGACGAGAUAUUCAAGGCCAUUGCACGAUCCUCGACGACUGACUAUCAGGUGAGCCGGGACCUGGCGAUCGCGCAUUUGAAGUCCUUGCCACCUGCGCGCCUGCUUGUCACCCCGAGGCGCGCGGCGUCACACCACCAAGAUGCACCAGCUGGCACGGGGUUGAAACUCCUCGCGGCCAUCGAGACUCGCAUGGCAACCGCCGCGAGCAGUGGCAGGAUCACGGCGCAGGAAGUGAUCAAGUUGGGGAGUAGCGACUCCAAGGAUGUUGACCCGAGCUACCGUCCUGCAGGGGCGAUCAAAGUGAUCGAGAAGGGUAAAGGGCGUGCGACAACCCCUCCCCCGACGAGCAAGAAGGGACCCCCCGACUACUACUCGAAAGCGCCGGGUGGGUCGGGCCUGACCCAUGCUGAGAGAGACGCUAUCCCGGGCGCUCCCGUUGCCCCCGCCGCCCCGGUUGCAUUUGAACCAGGUCCAUUUGAGCGGGUCCGCACGCCGUACCAUGGCACAGGAGCGGGCAAGAAGGAGGACACGAGAGCGAAAGGCAAGAAGGAGUACACGGGCGCGAAAGCCAAGAAGUAA
Molecule: messenger RNA, 1074 nt
Organism: Fimicolochytrium jonesii
Lineage: Eukaryota; Fungi; Chytridiomycota; Chytridiomycetes; Spizellomycetales; Powellomycetaceae
Exons: 4
Coding region: 46-1074 (342 amino acids)
Source: RefSeq, a predicted model, not a curated record